AUGCUACGACACGGGAGCAUAUUGGGGUUCUUCCUCAAGCCCCUAGGAUGGAUUCCCGGCGGCCCUCAACAAGCCGCCUACGCCGCUGCCCUCGGCCUGGUCGCCAUCCAGGUCGGUAUUGGCAUCAUCAUGAAAAUCGCCCAGACAGGCGGUUCCUACUCCUUCUCCCCCUCGGCCUCCGUCACCAUCUCCGAGUUCUUCAAGAUGGUUCUGUCUACCAUCUUCUUCUACAACGAAUGCAAGCGCAGAGUCGCUGACGGCAUCCGCCCGUCGACGCGAGGAGGCGGCAACGGCUACGCCUCCCUUGCCACAUCGGAACUACCGUUGAACGAGCGAAGCAGUUUGGACGAGAAACGGGAAGAGGAGGGGCUAAACGGCAACGCCAGCUCGUCGAGCAAUGGCAACGUCGUCGACAAGCACACUGGCCCGCUGCCCCCCUUGGAUUUCAGGACCUACUGGAGCUACGUUCGCGGGGAAGUGACCAGAGACGUGCGAUACGGCUUUUGCAACUUGGCCUUGUUUUACGUGCUCAUCAACAAUUCGAUCUUUGUCAGCUACAAGAUGGCCGAUCCCGGUACGAUCCAGCUGACCAAGAGCGGUGUUACCUUCAUCACCGCUCUGGUUAUGAUUGCGACCCUGAACACCAAGAUCUCCAAGAUCCAGUGGAUCGCCAUUCUGAUGCAGAUUUGCGGCUUGAUGGUGACCCAGUACAACCCCCAGACGGGCACGACAUACCCGUUUAGCACGUACUUCAUCCUACUCUUCCAGGUCUUCCUGAGUGCAUCCUCGGGCGUGUACAACCAGGCGCUGCUCAAGACGGACGACUCGAGCUUGCACGCCGACAACAUGAUCCUCUAUGGCGCGGGUGCUGCUAUGAACCUGUUGUGCCAUUUGGUCAUUAAGACUCUGAAGGCCGACGAGCCGGGCUUCUUUGAGGGCUACAACAGCUUCGGAGCUAUCAUGGUCAUUGUCAGCAACGUCUUCAUUGGCCUUGCCAUCACUGCUGUCUACAAGUAUGCCGACGCCGUCAUCAAGUGUUUCGCGACCGCCGUCGCGACCGGCAUCCUUCUCUACGUCUCGCCCAUUCUUUUCGGCACCAAGCUCAGCUUCCUGGUUCUGCCCGGUACUGUAGUCGUAUUUGUUGCCUCUUGGCUGUACAUGGACAACCCGCCUCCGAAGGACCCCAACCCUCCUCCGAGCAACGAGCCCCAGAAGAUGUCCUUGUUCAGCAAGAUGGCAGCUGUUGCGAGGAAGUUCAACAAGAUCUUUCUCGGUGUCGCCACCUUUAUCACGGUUCUCAUUGUGGCGUUCCUCACCAUGUCGGAGGCUAAGAUGCCUGACUUCGCCAAGGACGGAGGCUCGGCACCGUCGACGCCAUCGGGGCCGAAGCCCGUCACCGGCAGCGAGAGCACGGUCGAGUCGCCUUUCAAGAACACCCUAGCCAUGAUCCGAUGGAACUCUGCACGCCCUGAACGCAUCCCCCUGCUGCAGAAGUACGAGCCGUUCUUCCACACCGUGCACAUCUCGAUGCCCAACAUGUUCAAGGCAGAGGACCCCGAGUUCCACAACCUGACCCACGACCAGUUCCCCGGGACCUUUACCGUCUACAAGCAGGUGUCUCGCACUAUGAAGCUCAUCUUGGACACUCAGCCCGAGAUCGACGGACUGAUGUACUACCACUUCGAUGCCUGGAUCGACCCCCUCGGCUGGACCGGCAUGAACCCCUACAACAUCCACUUCCCCGCCAUUCUUGACACUGCCCCGCCAUCCCACGGUGGACCCGAGUUCAUGUGCCUGACAAACACCAAGAACUACAACUGGUGGGGAUGGGGACAGGACUUCCACCGCACCGCCAUGGCCGCGGCUUCAGUCGUGGACAACUUCGACCUCGAGUACACGAUCCGGCGUGAUGAGUUUUGCGUUGGCUGGAGUGACAUCUACUACAUUCCCCGACGGUUCUUUGCCGACUACAUCUUCCUGUCCGAGAUCUUUGCCGGGUUCGGGGUCUUUCACGAGGUUGCCAUCCCCACCAUUGUGCACAUUAUCGACCAGAGUCGCCGGCGCAACCCACACCGGUCCAUCAUCGAUCAUAUCAGCGACUGCUGGGGCAACUGCUGCAGCUCCAACCCCAAGAUCCGCGACGUGCUCGGUGCUCGAUGCGGUCAUCGUCUCAACUACCUAGAGGAUGGGCCCAUCAACGCGUUUUACGACAAGCUCGAUGCCCAGGCGGAAAUUUUGGGCCAGACUCUCAACUCAACCAAAUACGCCAUGUCCAGCAGCGAAGCCGCUCACCUCUUCGACAGCGCAGCGCUUGCGACUAUCAACAACGGCGAAGCGAAGAAGGUCGCACCUACGAACGAUGACGCUCUGGAAGACGACCAGCGAGCGGACAAGCUGGCCGCGGAAAAGGCCAAGCAAGAAAAAGAAAAGCUGAAGGAUGAGCAUGCGCCCGUCGACAAGACAGGAAAGCCCGGUGACCCCAAGGCCGAUCCCUCGAAGGUUCCUCCUCCCCCACCGAAGGACGACAAAGAGGGCGCCAAGAAGGAAGAAGGCAAGAAGGAAGGAGAGGAAAAGAAGGAGAGUGACAAGAAGGAGGCCGAUAAGAAGGAGGCCGAGAAGAAGGUUGACCCCAACGACGCCCUCAGGGAAGGAGACCGGGACGCCGACGUGAAGCGAAGAUUACGGCGGGAGGUCUUGGCUGCCGUCGCUGGACUCGGCUAUUAA
Colletotrichum spaethianum is the source of this 2724-nucleotide messenger RNA. RefSeq names its product CMP-sialic acid transporter 2. Gene Ontology annotation, biological process: pyrimidine nucleotide-sugar transmembrane transport. The record is from RefSeq and is a predicted model, not a curated record. Gene Ontology annotation, cellular component: Golgi membrane. Lineage: Eukaryota; Fungi; Ascomycota; Sordariomycetes; Glomerellales; Glomerellaceae. The coding region runs from base 1 to 2724 and encodes 907 amino acids. Gene Ontology annotation, molecular function: pyrimidine nucleotide-sugar transmembrane transporter activity. The transcript has 4 exons.